AUGUCUUGGGGGGGGAGGGAAUGUGCCACUUUCCUUCCUCUCCAUAAGGUUGCAGAGGGAGGGAUCCCUCAAAUCCUAGCUGCCCAAACAGGAGGGCACAAAAUGUUUGGAAAAGGCUGAAGAGGGAAGCAAGUCUUGGCCAGGGAGGAAGGUCAGCAGCGGAGAAGAAACGUCCCAGACCCUCCUUGUUGCCCCUUCCUCAGACGUCUUGGAAAGACAGAGCAGCCCAUCUAUUUGGCGCAUCUGCCUGGAGGGAAGGCCAGAAGCUGGCUAGGAAGGUCUUCGGCCCACCCCUUAAAUAUCCAAAGCUGGGGAGUGGGUCUGAACGGGAAGCGAUAAAGCUGGCCACAGAACCAGGAGAAGAUUUGUUAACAACACCCCAGGUAGGACUAAGCUCUGGGGAGAAGAGGAACGGUGGAUGCCAUAAACACUGUCAAAGCACAGAGAGUGACACAGCUGGAGCCAAACAAGCACAAGAUGUUGCAGAAUUAAACCAAAUCCACAGAGCCUGGGAGAGCCCACGUAGAACCAGCAGCAGAGACCAAAAAUAUCCAGAUCUAGAAAAAAGAGCAGGAAAUCUGCAAAGGCCACCUGGAACUAAAGGACAUGGAGGUCCCACGUGCUGCUCCGAUGGGAUCAAGGCCAACGGUUCUACCAAGGUCAAGAAUGCAACUACUAGCGCCCGGUUGGUGGGCACCGGAGGACCUUCAGCCCACUGCAAGGGGAAGGCGACAAGGAGGUCUUCUCAGAAGAGUGAGGCACCUUGGGAGGAGAGUUGGCCCAGGAGCUGUGACAAGCCAGAAGCACACAGGCGGCUCGAAGAGGUCCGUGAGUUUAUGAGUAAAAAGGUGGCGGAACGAAAUAAGAGGACCCAGGAAGAAAAAAGGUCUUUAAAUCAGGCCCUUGACGAGAGGAAGAAAAGGUUGCAAGAAGUGUACAGGAAGCAGAAGGAAGCCGUCAGCAGGAAAAAGGGUUGUGCGGAGGUGGCCAGGCAGUGCAACAGGGGAGCAACUUCCAGGAUGUGCACCAAGCAUCACUGCUGCCCAUUUCAGGAAUAUGCAGACGAUAAAUAUCCAGAAUCAGAAGUGACGGAACGGAUCCGCCGAGCAUCAUGUGCUCUGCAGAGGAAUGAGGUGGGAUUGCACAGUGGCUUGUUUCCAGAAGGGGCCAGAAGCUUUGAUCUGCUCCUCCCUGGGGGAACCGAAGGUGCCAGGUUCAGCCCUCUGAGGCUGCGGGACCUGGACACCCCUCCCUCCCCCACAGCUCAACCCCCACGAAGCCCCUUUCUUCCAUCAAAGAGGCCCGUCCUUGGCCCCAAGACACCUGCGUCUGUGGGCACUCCCAGCCUUUCUCCAUGCAGAAGCAAGCAAGACAGAGUGAAGGCCCUUCACAUCCUGGCAAGGGACCUCAGCGAGCGGCUGCAGAGGGAAGCGGAGUGCCUGUGGGCUACAAAGAGGCUCAAUGACCUGAGAGGCCGAGGGUGGCUGCCUGGAAGCCCAGCCCUUCUGGGGGGGCCUUGCAUGGCUGGAAAGCCUCAAGCUCCUACUCAGGAGGAAUCUGUUCCUACAGCAAAUGGGGAUGCCAUUUUGGAUUCAGGCUGUCUCCCGAGUCCCUCAACACAUGCUCAGGAGAGGUCUCGCCUUGGAGAAAGAGUGGCAGCAGAAGCAGCAGCAGCCCAGGCCACCAAGGAGAGGAUCCAGCCCUUUUUGUCCAUUGCCAGAGUGGGCAGCGAGGUGUUGCGAGGGGGUCCUUCCCCUGAGGAAAAGCAGGGCAUGGCCAACGCAAAAAGCAAGGAUGAACUGAAAGGUUGUCCUGAAAGUCGGGGGUUUCAGAGGGAAGGCGUCCCCUCCCCUGAAGAGCCGACAGCCACACCUUCCACACCGCGGCCCCAGUUCCUCGCUAGAAGGCCAUCUGCCAGCCCCUCGUCUGAACCUCACACUGCCCCUCACCAGAAUGCUGAGAUGGGAGUCAGCAGUGGGAAGCAUCGUGGUGAGCUGCAGAGAGAGCAACUGCAGGGAGCUGGUACAUGGCUCCAGCCUGGGACAUGCAGGGGCAGCUUCUUAGCCCAGGAACACCAGGUCUCUGGUCUAAGUUCCCCCCCGGCCAGUCUGCCCCGGAGCAAAAGCACCACGGCAAAAGAGUCAUCAGGGGACAGCAGCGAGCCGACGGAUUCCACCAGCCAGUGGAGUGAGAUCAGCCAGUUCUACGGGGGCUCCAGCACCUUCUGCCGCUUCGGCUUGAGGAUGGCGGAGCAACUCCUGAGGGAAGAGGAGCUGCGCUCGAGACACCAGCGGGCCCUCCUCAGGCUGCGCGAAAAGGCCCUUCAGGAGAAAGCCACGGCCGAGCUGGCCUGGCUGGAGCAGGAGAGGCGCUGCCAGGAUUCAGCAGAAUCAGCCAUAGAUGACAAUGCGUUAACCCUUCUAACGAAACUGAAGCAAGAGCAGGCAGAAAUCCGGCACCUGCAGAACGUCUGCAAGGCCGCCCACCGUGAGAGGAAGCUGCUGUUGAAGCAGCAGCAAGAGCUCCUGCAGGUGCAGCAGGCAACAGCCCAGCGCUGGCAGCAGCUGGGCAGGCUGGCAGAGAAGGAUCCGCAGCAGGAUGCUGGGAGAACAGGCCACUUUGGAGGAGCCAUUGUGCUGGAGGAGGGAGGCGGCGGCAAGAAGGUGUCCCGUCUAGCACCUUCCAACGCAACACAUUCAGGAAGAUCCAGAGGCGGACGCAGCCACGGCCAGCUCCAGGACGGGGCCCAAAGCAACCUUGGCCCUGAGAGCAGAAAAGCAUUUCCACAAAGGGAUCAAGCAGCAGAGAUGUUCCCUGGGUGGGAGCGAUGGCCGGGAGUUCAAGAGGCUGAGCUGCUGGAAAUGACUGCUGAGGGUCUGCAUUCCUCCAGGGGGCGAGCUGGAGGCCCAGCCGCAAAGCUUGGAAGCCGCGGGGUCAAAGAUCAUUUGGAGAGCAAGGAACAGGAGGAACAGGAUGAGGACGUGGGUGUGACAAAGUAUUCCAGAGAAGACAAUCCUUGCAGUUCCUCAGAUAAGGGACCAGAGUGUUUGGUUUCUGCAACAGCCUCUGCCAAAUUGUAUGGCUUCUCUCCGAUGCUGGAGAGACCUCCGUUCAAUUCUGAAUUUCAUAAGGUCCAUGCAAUUCUAAUAAAUAUCUCUGGAAGCUCUGUUUCAGGGUCUGAUUUAGAAGCAGGGGACUCCCAAGACACAGACAUAAGCCUGCCUGAGGAAUUCGCCUUCCAGGAACAGCUGCCUGAUAGCUAUGGCAAUGGUCCUGGGAUCCCUGCAGUGUCACAGCAAGCAACCGGGGAGGGAAACUCAUCAUCAUCUGGGAGGAGAUGCCACCUUCAAGCAUCUCGUGGUGCUCACUCAAAUCAAGAGGGCACUGCAGUUUUGUGCAGCCAGGAAAAGACUUCAGAAGGCAUGCCAGAGAGUGAAGAAUCGGAUUCCUUGAUACUAUCCAACAAUGGAGGGUCAAGACCAAACUCGCCUUCCUUCCAAGCCCAGAUGCCUGCUACUGUAAGGGAUGCAAAUGCUUCCACAGCUGCAGUCCAGCUACCUGUUGCAGAGAGCGACAAGAUGGCUUUCCAAGGAAUGGCAGAGUCAGAGGCUGCUUCCUCAUCUAGCAGCUGCCGCCGCCACCACUGCCACCACCGCCACCACGACUUCCACUGUCUCGAGGACCAAAAGCAGGAGGAACUCAAAGCUACCGUUAGCAAAGCUGAAGGAGACGGCGAUGAUGAAAAUACACCUAAAUUUAAAAGUAAACAUGAGACUGUGACAGCAGCACCUGAAGCAUCUUCAAAGAAUAUGGAACCCAUCAACGACCUGUUCCAAGAUUCUGUAUUUCUAGCAAGGGACCAGGGGCCAUCGCUCCCCACAGAGUCAUUCAGCUCCUCCAAACGCUUGUCAGUUUCAGAUGGUACAAUCAGUUGCACCAAAAAUUCAGCUGAUGAAUGCAUGUCCUGCAGCAGCAGACCAGGUGAAGCUGUAACUACCCAAAUCACUAAAGUGUCUGUGGGCUGUAAAGAGGCUGAUGCCAGUUUCCUUUCUCCUAAAACCACAGAAAAGACAGCUGAAGAUCAAAAUCGCCCUGCCACAUGUAGUCAAAACACAAAGGAGCCUGAGCUGCUGGCCCUUCAUUCAUGUCUGUCCGCAGGUGGGAAGGAAUGCCAAAUCAAAGGCUGCACCCCCCUUCUGAACAGUGACAAAGGCACUGUACACCUCACCAAUGAGCCUUUGCCUGCAAUGGAGGACGAUAUAGUGUCUCCUGUAGAUGAAGUGCUGACUUAUGGAAGCACUGAUUUGCCAUCCCCUAGCCUACGGGAUGCCUCCUUCCAAAGUGAGGAUCUUCUCACCCCUCCUGAAGACCUGAGCGGAAAAAAUGACAAUUCUGACUUCAGCCUGAAAGACUUUCCAUCUCCACCAGAGCAACUUAUGUUCCCUGAGACGGAAGACCUUCCAUAUUCCAUGGAUUCCAUGGAUGAAGAUGCAUCUGUAAAAACCAAUGACUUGCCGUCAUUAUCUGAAGUUGACAGGCCGGGGAAGGUUCCAUCACCAUCUCUGGUGUUAUAGAUGUUUCUUCAGCUAACAACUCCAGUUGCCUUCUGUGCAAUGAGGACAAUGUAGACUGGGGUAGCCCACCAGAUAUUGCUGGACCGCAACACCCUGGCUAAUAAUCAGGGGUGAUGGGAGUUACAGUCCAACAACAUCAUUAAAACAAGAAACUGUAAAACCAACUGCAGGCAUAGGCCGUGUACAUGCCAUGCAUUUAAAGCACAUGGCUUCCCCCAAAUAAUCCUGGGUACUGUACUUCACCCCUCUCAGGGCUACAAUUCCCAGCACCCUUAACAAACUACAGAUCCCAGGAUUCUUUGGGGGAAGUCAUGUGCUUUAAAUGUAUUAUGGUGUGUGCAGCCAUAAUGCCAGAGGGCCACACUGAAUUAACCUGUGGGGGCAGGGGAAGGACUUAAUUAACCAAUUAAAAUAAUGCUUGGAUGUUUAAAUGACAAGAGUAGGAUUUUUUUUAAAAAAAUCACACAAUUCUUAAUUUUUAGAAAAAAAUCUGAAGCACAAUACCUGAAUGGAUAGAUAUACCUAGAUCAUUGUUGUGUUGGCUGAUUGAUGCUUUUAAGCAUGCUUUUUAUCUGUUGGGGGGCUUCAGGAUGAGGUUUAUUUGGGUGGGAGAAAAAUGUCAAAAGGGACCUUAGGACAGGAGUGAAGAGGGAACUACAGGAUGGGUGCUGUCAAAGGGUGUGUUGGGUGUCCAAGUCAGAGAGAUGCCCCAGGAGGUGGUAGAGGCACUGAAGGAGAGGGAAAGUGCCCAGAUGCAGGGUGUUGAAAAAAGGAGUUGCAGAGCGGACUGUGAAGUUGAUUUUUUUUCAUGAUUGGAAGUUUAUCUUUUGUAAAAUGUGUGAAUGAAAAAAUAGUUUGCCAUGAUUUCAUUUAAAAAACAUAUGAGGUGUAUUCAACUAAGCCCUACUCAGUAGACCCGUUGAAAUUAAUUUCUAUGAGAUUCCAGUGCUAGUCCUACUCAGUGUAAACAACGACAUGUAUUUGUCUGUGCUUGUAAUAUUUAUAUGUAUAGUGAAAGCUGUUUAAUGAUUUCAACAAACAGCAGAUUUGCCUUAUGGGUGAAGGAGGCAGCAAGGGGGGGGGACU
Messenger RNA from Rhineura floridana, 5660 nucleotides. It is a transcript of the gene CCDC187, whose product is annotated as coiled-coil domain containing 187. Gene Ontology annotation, biological process: microtubule anchoring. The coding region runs from base 837 to 4574 and encodes 1245 amino acids. Gene Ontology annotation, cellular component: centrosome. The transcript is spliced from 15 exons. Lineage: Eukaryota; Metazoa; Chordata; Lepidosauria; Squamata; Rhineuridae. Gene Ontology annotation, molecular function: microtubule binding. The record is from RefSeq and is a predicted model, not a curated record.